CAGUAGUCAAGUUUGGAUGAAAUCUUUGAAAAUUCCCGCAAAUCUCCCCCUCUUUUAUCCUUUCACCCUCAACCUUUUUCACACCAGGAACGAACCUUCUGUUUGGUAGGCCAGAAAAUUAGAAACCCGAGAGAAUUUUUUUAUAAACCUUGUUUGGGAUACAGAGACAUAUACCCAUCCCCACAAGUAAAUAACAGCCAUAUCCAUUACCCAUUACUAUAUACAGAUCUAUGAGUCAUCUAUCUUUCUUUCCCAAGAGAAAGAGUGUCAAACCCAAACACCCCGGUUUUCCUCCUUUCAACUCCACCUGAACGAACCCACGAUACAAUACAGCAAGAUCAAGAAUAUGCAUAAUUCAUCAUAGAUAGAGAGAGAGAGAGAGAGGAUGGAGGUGAAACGGAGGACGGCCAAGGCGCUGGUGUCGAAGCUGGGCUCGGUGUCGGACCGGACCCGGACCGAAUCCCUCUGCGAGCUCCGCCUGAUCACCAAGGACGACCCCGACAGCCGCCUUAUCAUCGCCGACCUCGACGCCAUCCCCUACCUCGCCGAGAUCCUCUACUCCCCGUCCCAGCUCCUCCAGGAGAACGCCGCCGCCACCCUCCUCAACCUCUCCAUCUCCUCCCGCGAGGCACUAAUGUCCACGCGCGGCCUCCUCGACGCCCUCUCCCACGCGCUCCGCCACCCCUCCUCCCCCCCCGCCGCCCAGUCCGCCGCCGCCACCCUCUUCUCCCUCCUCACCGUCGACGGGUACCGACCCAUCAUCGGCUCCAAGCGUGACAUCAUCUACGCCCUCAUUGAUAUCAUCAGAAACCCUAGCUCCCCCCCUAGAUCCAUCAAAGACGCCUUAAAAGCCCUAUUUGGAAUCUCUCUGUAUCCCUUGAACAGAUCCACCGUAAUUGAAUUGGGGGCGGUGCCGUGUUUGUUUUCGUUGGUGGUGAAGGAUGGGAGGGUGGGGGUAGUGGAGGACACGACGGCGGUGAUCGCGCAGGUAGCGGGGUGCGAGGAGGCGAGGGAGGCGUUCAGGAAGGUGUCCGGGGUUAGGGUUUUGGUGGAUUUGCUGGAUUGCUCGACGGGGUCGAGUUUCAGGACGAGGGAGAACGCGGUGUCGGGAUUGUUGAAUUUGAUCCAGUGUGGAGGGGAGCAGGUGGCGAAUUGUGUGAGGGAGACAGGGGUUGGGAUUUGGGAAGGGAUCGGGGAGGUGGCAGAGAACGGGAGCGCGAAAGGGAAGGGGAAGGCGGUUGCGCUGCUGAAGGUUCUUGACGCAGGCAGCUCGGUUUUGGGAGACCCACGGUUUGAUUCUUUGUCGAGUGAUUCUUCGUGAUUGUGGCGGUUGCAAUUGUGUUGUCUAGAUGUGUUUGUGAUGUGGUUAGUUUUUAGGUUAGCUUUCUGAUGGAUUGCAACUGGAUGAUUUAGAGGUUUUUUGGUUUUCGUGCUGUGAUGUGUUGUACAAAAUAGGGUGUUGAGUCUUACUGAUUUAGAUAUCAAGAUGAUGUGUAUUACCUGAUGUUUAACUUUCAAUGUUACUGAUGCAUGGAAUAUAGUAGAAAAGCUUCAUUGGAA
Molecule: messenger RNA, 1560 nt
Organism: Rhododendron vialii
Lineage: Eukaryota; Viridiplantae; Streptophyta; Magnoliopsida; Ericales; Ericaceae
Product: U-box domain-containing protein 1
Exons: 1
Coding region: 386-1321 (311 amino acids)
Cellular component (GO): nucleus; cytoplasm
Molecular function (GO): protein binding
Source: RefSeq, a predicted model, not a curated record